Messenger RNA from Vicia villosa (hairy vetch), 630 nucleotides. RefSeq lists its product as uncharacterized. The transcript has a single exon. Bases 1 to 630 code for a protein of 209 amino acids. NCBI's taxonomy places the organism in Eukaryota, Viridiplantae, Streptophyta, Magnoliopsida, Fabales, Fabaceae. The record is from RefSeq and is a predicted model, not a curated record.
AUGGGAAAUGAUACCUAUCUGGGUCUCCCGUCUGCUAUUGGCCAGAGCAAGAAAGCCACAUUUAGUUACGUGAAGGAUAGAAUUUGGAAGAAGAUUAAUUCUUGGAGAGGUAGGCCUCUUUCUCGGGCAGGAAAAGAGGUGAUGAUAAAGUCGAUGCUUCAAUCUAUACCUUACUAUAUUAUGAGCUUGUUUAUCCUUCCUGAUGGAAUUGUCUCUGAUGUCAAGAAAAUGCUUAAUUCAUUUUGGUGGGGAGGUGGCACCAAUCAUAACUGUAUCAGAUGGAUGGCAUGGGAUAAACUUACAGGUGCUAAAAAAGAAGGAGGUCUUGGUUUCCGGGGUCUUAAGGCUUUUAACUUGGCAAUGGUGGCUAAGCGGGGUUGGCUUCUUUUAUCCAAGCCUCAGUCGUUGGUUUCCAGAAUCUUUAAAUCAAGGUAUUUUCCUAAUUCAACGUUCUUUGAAGCAAAUUUGAGUAACAAUCCUAGUUUUGUUUGGCGUAGUGUUUGGCAAGCUAGGUCUCUUUUGUCUCUUGGAUGUAGGUGGAGUAUUCGGGAUGGCAGGAACGUUCCUUUGAUGGGAUCUCCUUGGCUUAGGGGAAAUAAAGAGGUAAUGUUGAAUGGCCCACAGAGAUAA